This is a messenger RNA of Tuber aestivum (summer truffle), 373 nucleotides long. The record is from the annotation of a GenBank genome assembly. NCBI's taxonomy places the organism in Eukaryota, Fungi, Ascomycota, Pezizomycetes, Pezizales, Tuberaceae.
AUGCUCCACAAGCUGCCUCAGUGCCUGCAGGAGUAUUUGCACCUGUACGUGCUCAAGGAGUUCAGGGGAAAGUACCCUACUGCCCCCGUAAGUGGCGGCAGUCGAAUAUGCACGUCAUCAUCUGGAUAUACCGUUCUAUAGGACAGAGCUGCAGGACGACUAGGUUUCCUGCGGCGACAUGGAUAAUGAGGUUGAGGAGAGCUGGCUACAGGAACAGGCUCUCAGGAGCCUUACACAUUUUUACAAUGCUAAGAGGUACCCGAAGAGUAUGGGCGCUGACCCAGAAAUGAUGGACGUGGAGGGGGACUUCUUUAGGAGGGAGAUUGGCAAGAUGGAUGUUGGGGAGUGGGAUGCUUCAGGGUUGGAGGGGUAG